This is a messenger RNA of Miscanthus lutarioriparius, 504 nucleotides long. The record is from the annotation of a GenBank genome assembly. Lineage: Eukaryota; Viridiplantae; Streptophyta; Magnoliopsida; Poales; Poaceae.
AUGAACCACUCAUGCUGUCCAAAUGCUAAAGCAUUUAAGAGAGAUGAGAACAAGGAUGGCCAUGCAGUGAUAAUUGCUCUUACACCUAUCAGCAAGGACGAAGAGUUGAAAGCUAUUGCUGCUGCUAGGUGGUUGCUGGUUGAGAUACUCAAGGCCAAUUGGUGUACAGAUUUAUGUUCAGGUGGGAACUUGCCGGAUCUUGCCAUACAUGCUGCGAGGGGUCUCAUAGAUGGCAACUACCUCAUUCUGGUGGCAUUGCUCGCCAGUGCUCGUUCCUUUCUGUUGAGUUCUUCAGGAAAGCAUGAGGCUGGUUCUCCUGCAGUUGUUGGUUUCUCAGUCUUGUGCUCAGUUCCUCUGGCAGACAUCAAUGCUGGAAUGCCCUUAGUGGGGUUCACCAGAGACUCCAGAACUUGCGUAUUGACAGCAACAGAUGACCAGCUGGACAGUGCAGAGUGCUUCUGCACAGCACCACGCACAUUUGCUGAAAGGUUCAACUCAUCCUGA